AUGUCCCAAGAUCGCAGGUAUUAUAAUAACUAUUCUUCUUCAUCUGGUUAUUAUUCACGAGGAGGAAGAGACGGUGAUAGAUACUAUACGAACAGUUCCGAACAUUCUUCGUAUCAUCAUCAUCAACACGAUAGAAGUAGCAGUGGUGGAGCUGGUGGCGGCAGUGAUUACUAUUCUUCUUCCUCAACACACAACAAUUACCAUUCAGGAAUGGAUUCUAGAGAUCAUCAAUCCCAUCACAACCACCACCAACAACAACAACAUUCAUACAACUAUAACCGACCACCUUCUUCCUAUGUUUCGCCUUCAUCUUCCUCCUCCUCAGCAUCAAGAAUAGCAUCUCCUCCUUCUUCAUCAUCACCAUCAACACCAUCCAAUGCCUCGCCCUUCCGACAUGGUAGCCAUGAUGUGGCUUCACCUCCAAGAAGCCCUUCUCACUCAUCAUCUGCAUCAUCGAGUGGUUCAAAAAUUCGAGAAAUGUCUUACGAAGAGAGGGUUAGUACUUUCAAGAAAAUGUUAGAUGAUUGUAAAGUUCAAACCGAUGAUGACUGGUCUAGAGCAAUGAAAAGAGUUGGCAACGAUCCGAGAGUUAAACUCAUAAAACGGGUACAGGAUAGGCAGGACAUUUUCUACAAAUACAUUUCGGAGAAAAAAGAAAAGGAAAGAGAAGCCAACCGUGAAAGAAGAAGAAAAUUGAAAGAAGAUUUUAUGAACAUGCUUGUCGAGUUGAAAUCCACAAUUUUCUCAAAUCCAAAAUCAUAUCUUUCAACAACCUAUCAACAAGUAUUACCUAAAAUUGAGAAUGAUCACAGAUAUCUGAAUGUGGAAAAUGAGGAUGAUCGAUUGGAUUACUUUUAUUCAUUUCUUGACGAAUUGGAGAGAAAAGAUAAAGAAGCGAUCAAACAAGAACGAAAGAAAAAUAUGGCAAAUUUUCAUGAUUUACUGUCUAAGAAACAAGAGCAAGGCUUGAUUAUUUAUCGAAGUUUAUGGAGGCAAAUUAAGGAUAAAAUUCAAAAUGAGGAGGAGUACAAGGCAUUGGAUUAUUGCGAUCGAUUGAUGGUAUGGGAAAGCUUUAUUUCUAAUCUCGAACUCGAACAUUACAAUAAGAAAAAACAGAGACGAGAGGAAAAGCAACGACUUCUCAAGGAACAAGAUGACAGAUUUUGGCAAUUUUUGACUGAACUCAAGCAGAAACGUAUGCUUAACGUGUUGAGCGCUUGGAAGGAGGUUAAACCAUUGCUCGAAAAUGAUGAAAGAUAUCAAUGCAUUGCGAGUCAAAUGGUCGAAUUACCACCAUAUUCUCCAAGGCAUCAUGGUGGAGAUAGUGCUCCUCGAUUAAUUGAAAAGCCCAGAAAGAUUUUCGACGAAUAUAUCGAGUAUUUAGUUAAUUUGUACAAGAAUGACAAGAAAACUUUCAGAAAAAUUAUCAAGGAAUUGAAUGUCGAAAUUGAUGAAAAUUCUACUUUUGAAAAUUUCAAAACUCUCAUCGAAAAGGACGAAAGAACGAAAAGUAUUGACUCAGACAAUUUAUCGAUUCUUUUCGAAGAAGCUGUCGAUAAGGCGAAAAAGAAGAGAAAACGCUCCUCCAUGGACGAUGGUACCUAUCCUCCACCUCCACCUCCUGUCGAUAGUGAUGAUUCCAUAAUGAUGAUGCAUGACGAGGGUCAUCCUCAUCCACCUCCACCUCCUCCUCCAUUCGAAGACAUGUAUGAAAAAUCUCCCAAACAAUUCAAGACCGAUUGA
Molecule: messenger RNA, 1743 nt
Organism: Naegleria fowleri
Lineage: Eukaryota; Heterolobosea; Eutetramitea; Acrasida; Naegleriidae
Exons: 2
Coding region: 1-1743 (580 amino acids)
Biological process (GO): mRNA cis splicing, via spliceosome
Cellular component (GO): U1 snRNP; U2-type prespliceosome
Molecular function (GO): RNA binding
Source: RefSeq, a predicted model, not a curated record